UAGUUCCUUCCUUGUGUGGCUCUGGCUAUCGGUCUCACUCUGCCUUCUUCUCUGCUCCUCUAAUCCCUUUCCUUUCAACAACGUUCCCCAUCUUCCAACAAACUCACACUAACCUUCCCCACUCCACUCUAAUGCUACUUCCUCACCUGGUUUCCUGAAUUCCGGUUGUUGAUUUCGCCUGAAUGAGCUCCCAUGCCUUUGUUAGCUGAGAUUUCUACUGCCCAUUCAUGGUUUCAUGUUAAUAAGUCAUUGGGUUCGCUUACUUUUGGGAAUGAUAAGGAAUUAUCUUCUUCUUGGAAGUCCCUCGUUAUUCCAAAACGGGUGAACUGGAGUGUCCAGCCUGAGAGUUCCAGGCGUGGGUUCUUGAUUAGAGCAGUUGCUACUCUUGAAUCCAAGCCUGUGCUUCAUGAUGGGAACGGGGACAUUUCUAUGGGGGAACCGACGGAAUUUAAGAAUUCUCAGUUGGGUGUUGCUCCCCACACCCCGAGUACUUCAGAACUUCAGCUUGCGUCUUCCAGUGGAGAUUUGAAAGAAUUGGAUGAGAAAGAACGGUUGAGGCGAGAGAGGAUUUCCAAAGCAAAUAAAGGAAACACGCCCUGGAACAAAGGGAGAAAACAUAGUGCUGAAACCCUUAGAAGAAUCAAGGAGCGAACAAGGCUUGCAAUGCAGGAUCCUAAGGUAAAAAUGAAGUUGGUUAAGCUUGGCCAUGCUCAGAGUGAAGAGACAAGGCUGAAAAUUGGGGCUGGUGUGCGAAUGGGCUGGCAAAGACGUCGUGAGAAGAAGGUAGUACAGGAAACUUGCCAUUACGAGUGGCAAAAUUUAAUUGCUGAAGCUUCAAGACAAGGCUAUAAGGGUGAGAAAGAACUGCAGUGGGACUCCUACCAAAUUCUUAAUGAAGAACUUAAAAAGGAAUGGCUGGAGAGCGUUGAGCAACGAAAAAAAAUGCCAAGGACGGUCGGAAGCAGGAGAGCACCAAAGUCAGCCGAGCAGAGGAAGAAGAUAUCGGAGUCCAUCUCUGCAAAAUGGGCUGAUCCUGACUAUCGUGAUCGAGUUUGCUCUGCCCUGGCUAAAUAUCAUGGCACGCCUAUUGGAGUCAGCAGACGGCCUAGGAGAAAGCGCAGUGAAAGCACUGAUACCACAAGAACCAGCCAGAAGAAAGAAAAAAGUGAUGUUAACUCUUCUUUAGCAGGUGGGCGUAGAAUUGAAAAUCAACGUUUGAAACUCAGGAAAAGCAGAGCACCACGAUUUAAAGACCCUCUAGCAAGCUCGAAGCUGGAAAUGAUAAAGAGAAUCAGGGCACAGAGAGCAAUGGCAGAAACUCAAAAAAUGGAAGCCAUUGAGCGUGCUAGACUCCUGAUUGCUGAAGCUGAGAAGGCUGCUGAGGCCCUUGAGGUUGCCGCUACUAGUAGCCCCAUUGCUCGAGCUUCUCUAUUAGAAACAAGGAAGCUUAUAGCUGAAGCAAUACAAUCAAUUGAAUCCAUAAAUAUCGUACAAACAGCAUCCCCACAGACUGAAGAACCGAAGGCAGCAGCCUCCUACUCCUCCUUCGAAGUGGUCACCCCAAACAUCGAGGAAGAGUCACUCAGCAGGAAAGAAGACCAAAACAGAGCAGUUCAAGCAAUAGCAAACGGGACCCAGUUGUUUCCAGCAAACAUAGAUGAGGAUUUUGAUUGUAGUAAGUUCAGUCUGCAGGAUCUACUUGGUCGAGAGAAGGAAGUUUCAGCAAGCAACAAUGGAUAUGGCUUAUCUCAUUCAAGUUUUUCAAGUCUCGCAAACCAGCCUAAUGGGAAUAAGCCAUCUGACCUUAAACCUUCCUUGAACGGGACCAAACUUCAUCACUUGGAAGAGAAAGCGGAUUCCCAAGUGAUUACUGUCACAAAGAAAUGGGUUCGCGGGAGGCUUGUUGAAGUAGCCGAAGAACGUUAAGCCUCGAUGUUCAAUGAAGCAACACCCAGCGAUUAGCAUUUGAUUGCCACAUCUGUGUAAUACAAACUAGGUGAUUCAUCAUAGUCAUGAUAGUAGUAUUGACAUUAGAGCAGCAUCCUCUGGUUCGAUUUCUUUAUGUAAACAAUCUCAACAGUGUUGGCUAUGAUAAUUCAUUUGCUCCCCUUCACAUCUCAA
Cucumis melo (muskmelon) is the source of this 2121-nucleotide messenger RNA. RefSeq lists its product as uncharacterized. The record is from RefSeq and is a predicted model, not a curated record. Gene Ontology annotation, molecular function: DNA binding. NCBI's taxonomy places the organism in Eukaryota, Viridiplantae, Streptophyta, Magnoliopsida, Cucurbitales, Cucurbitaceae. The transcript has 7 exons. The coding region runs from base 193 to 1926 and encodes 577 amino acids.